AAUGAUUUUGACCUAUGUUUUGCGAAUUCUGAUCCCAAGUCGAUAUUACAAGCAGCAGUUUACGUGUUUGGAACCAUAAGGCGUCCACUUCACAGCUAUUUUUUUAUCUAAAUCUCAACUUAUGAAGAGUUUUGCAAAUUUCGAAAGCAAAAAAAUGGAUUCUUCUGCAAAAGAUGCGCUCCGAAAGAUGGAAAUUGAACUAAGCCUCUUGUAUGAGGUUCUCCACACCAAGUUUCCUGUGGUUAUUUCCAAGAUUGGAUACAUCUGCUGCGGCUUGAACUUCGGUUGCAUCUUGGGAGCCAUGUUGUCAUUCUCAUUAGUCAAGAAGCAUUAUGAGCUGGAGGCGUUUGACGCUUGCCUAACGCCCGGAUUGUUGAUCGGGCCUUGGCAUUGCAUUUCAUUUCUAUUAUAUUACUUGUUUCCUCCGAUUGGUUUUUUGUUGCUUACUUCCAUAAUAAUGGAUCCAACAGAUUCGUUGAUGAUGAUGGUUUCAUCAACAGGCGAAGGUGGUCUAAAGCAGUUCCCCAGUUAAAUUUUAUUACUUAUAGUGUCAAGGACCAUCCAAAUUGGUUGAAAAAAUUGGCUACUUUUCUUCCUGUGAGGAGUUUGUUGGAAGUCAUAAAAGGAAUUCAAUGUC
Rubroshorea leprosula is the source of this 637-nucleotide messenger RNA. The record is from the annotation of a GenBank genome assembly. NCBI's taxonomy places the organism in Eukaryota, Viridiplantae, Streptophyta, Magnoliopsida, Malvales, Dipterocarpaceae.